This is a messenger RNA of Wasmannia auropunctata (little fire ant), 1044 nucleotides long. Its product is annotated as glutathione S-transferase 1-1-like. The coding region runs from base 170 to 880 and encodes 236 amino acids. The record is from RefSeq and is a predicted model, not a curated record. Lineage: Eukaryota; Metazoa; Arthropoda; Insecta; Hymenoptera; Formicidae. The transcript has 5 exons. Gene Ontology annotation, molecular function: glutathione transferase activity. Gene Ontology annotation, biological process: glutathione metabolic process.
GUUCAGUCUUUGUGCAAACCCGGAACUGCAUGUGCAUUUGCGUUCGCGAAACAGAUACUGUACUUAUUAAUUUAGAAAUAAUAAAGAGAUAUAAUAUUUGUGAGCGAAAUAUAAAUCGCGCGAAUAACGUGUACAUUAAGUAGCAAAUUGAGCUGUUUAAGAUCAAAUAAUGCCCGUGCUAUAUUAUUAUUCUCCGAGUCCACCUUGCCGAGCUGUCUUGCUCGUGGCAGAGGCGAUUGGGCUCGAAAUGGAAUUGAUAUCAUUGAACGUGAUGGCUGGUGAGCAUUUGACACCGGAAUACGAGGAGUUAAAUCCGCAAAAGACCAUUCCUUUCUUAAUUGACGAUGAUCUCAAGCUAUCGGAAAGUCGAGCUAUCCUGGCUUAUUUGGCCGAUCAGUACGGCCCGGAUGAGACGUUAUACCCGCGGAGUCCAGAGGCACGUGCUUUAGUUAAUCAACGAUUAUACUUCGAUCUCGGCAGCCUUUUUGCGAACAUAUUUGAUUAUUACAUGCCCGUGCUCAGAAAACAAGUCGAUACGUACGAUCCAGAACUGUAUGAAAAACUAAAGGAAGCCUUUCAAGUUAUGAACAAUUUUCUUGAAGGACAAGAUUACGUGGCUGGAGAUAAUUUAACGAUCGCUGAUCUAUCUUUGACUGCGUCUGUAACCACAGCAGAGGCCUUUGGAUUCGAUUUGGAAGAAUAUAAAAAUGUUUCCGACUGGUUAGAGAGAAUAAAAACGUCUGCACCUGGAUACGAGAAAGCAAAUGGUGAACCUGUCGAAAUGUUCAAGCAAUUUAUUCAAGCUUCGCAAGGGGAAGGAGGAGAAGAAGAAGGAGAAGCAGAAGGUGAAGGAGAUCAAGGAGAAGAAGAAGAAAAUUAGUAAUAUAUUAUAUUAAACAUUGUUUCAAUUUUCCAAGCUGAAACAUAUUAAAUAAAUAAAAUACUGGUGCAUGUGAAGCUAUCAAUUUUAAUCACACUUGUAAUUAUGUAGAAGAGAUUGUUUAUUAUACAAGGAGUUUUAUCAAAACUCAUACUUGAAACAAU